Molecule: messenger RNA, 2142 nt
Organism: Scatophagus argus
Lineage: Eukaryota; Metazoa; Chordata; Actinopteri; Scatophagidae
Product: zinc finger protein OZF-like
Exons: 2
Coding region: 417-1994 (525 amino acids)
Source: RefSeq, a predicted model, not a curated record
CCUCCGUCCGUUGUCAUAAACCGGAGUUAACUAACAGUCUGUAAAGCCUUUCUGUGGGAUACUUAUUAGGAUUUCGUUGGCCAGCAUGUGUGGAUGAACUUGCUUUCGUGACCUCAUCGUCUGUUAGCCGAGGAUGCUAAAAGAAGUUAGCGUAGCUUGCCAACAGGAAACGGCUGGAGACGGAAGUGGGUGUCACAGUGCUGGUCGGAGUCGCGUCCAUAGAGACCAGACUGUCUUUUACACGGAGCCAAAGUGCCCAGACAGAACUGUCUGAAUAUGAAAAUAUUAAACAUUUGAAUUCUUCUGCGGUGUCCUGCGAAGCUAAUGGCGCUAAGUUAGCCUGCUAGCUGGAAAGAGACGGAGGUGAACGGGAUCUGUUUCUCUGGAGGGAAAGUUGGUGCUGUGAGUUUGUAAAAAUGUCUAAAGUCCAAACGCUGAGAGCUUUUGUCAACCAGCGACUCACUUUGGCCGCUGAAGAGAUUUUUGAGCUGUUUGAAAGAACGAUAGCAGACUACGAGGAGGAAGUUUGUCGACAACGCAAACUACUGGACGCUGUUCUCCAGCCUGAAGUCCGCUUACACAGAGCCGACGUGGAGCUGCGGUCGGUGAGUGAAGGAGAGGAUCCCCCUGAGCGGCAGGACUGGAGCCCCAGUCUGGUCCAGGAGGAUCCACCAGAGCUGCCACACAUUAAAGAGGAACAGGAGGAACUGUGGACCGGUCAGGAGGGAGAGCAGCUUCGAGGGCCGGAGGAGGCUGAUGUCAUGGAGGCCACGUUCACUCCUGUCUCUGUGAAGAGUGAAGAAGACGAUGAAGAGAAACCUCAGUCCUCUCAGCUUCAUCAAAGACAGACUGAAGAGAUGAAAACAGAAGCUGAUGGAGAGGACUGUGGAGGACCAGAACCAGCCAGGAGCUCAGAUCCAGAUACCCAACCAGAUACUGACCACAAGAGUUCAACCUCCUCUGACUGUGAGACUGAUGACAUCUGUGACUGGGAGGACAGCAGAGAACCUCGGUCAGGUUUAAACCCUCUGCAGGACAAUGAAGGACAUCAGCAGAAACACAAUGGACUCCAAACAGGAGAGAAACCAUUUAGCUGCUCAGUUUGUGGUAAAAAUUACCACUGGAAGAACUCGUUGACGGCUCACAUGAGGCUUCACUCAGAAGGAAAAGGUUUCAGCUGCUCAGUUUGUAAGAAGUCUUUUCCAUGGAGAGGGGAGAUCGUCAGGCACAUGAGGAUCCACACGGGAGAGAAACCCUUCAGUUGCACCGUCUGUGGUAAAAGAUUUGCACAAAGUUCAGCUCUGACCUCACAUUUACGAGGUCACACGGGAGAAAAACCUUUCAGCUGCUCGGUUUGCAAAGUCCGUUUCAGUCGCAGAAACUAUUUGUCCCAACACAUGAGGAUGCACACCGGAGAGAAGCCCUUCAUUUGUUCUGUCUGUGGGAAAGGAUUCACACAAAGCUCAGCUCUGACCUCACAUUUACGAGGUCACACGGGAGAAAAACCUUUCAGCUGCUCGGUCUGUCACACAAGUUUUAGUCGCAGAAACUAUUUGUCCCAACACAUGAGGUUGCACACCGGGGAAAAACCAUUUAGUUGUUCAGUCUGUGGUAAAAGAUUUGCACAAAGCUCAGCUCUGACCUCACAUUUACGAGGUCACACGGGAGAAAAACCUUUCAGCUGCUCGGUUUGCAAAGUCCGUUUCAGUCGCAGAAACUAUUUGUCCCAACACAUGAGGAUGCACACCGGGGAAAAACCAUUUAGUUGCACCGUCUGUGGUGGAAGAUUCACACAAAAAUCAACCCUGAACUCACAUUUAAAACUUCACACCGGAGAAAAACCUUUCAGCUGCUCGGUCUGUCAGGCGGCUUUCAGUCGCCGCAGCCAUUUGUCCCAACACAUGACGACGCAUGCAGUCACAGUCCGUGGCGAUGAUUCUCAGGUGACAAAACAUUUCGGCCUUGUUCAGACUGCAGGCGCAUCGCAUGUGUAAGACAGACUGUCAGCUGGGUGUUUUGGAAGCCAUACAGCUCGACUGUACACUGACGUGAGGUAACUCCAAACUGUACUCAGCUGGAGUACUUCAGUGCACGUGUUUACUGCAAACUUGUGUUGUCAAAUUAAAUACAGUUUGGUGUUGA